Messenger RNA from Neolamprologus brichardi, 675 nucleotides. The record is from RefSeq and is a predicted model, not a curated record. NCBI's taxonomy places the organism in Eukaryota, Metazoa, Chordata, Actinopteri, Cichliformes, Cichlidae.
UCGACACGGAAGUGGGUUAAAUGGGUCGCGUUUUUUUCUCAUUCAUUUCUCUCAGGUGUUAGUGGGGUUUACCGCUUUUAGGGAGAGACGGUUAAUUAAUAUUAUACAUGUUAAGCAGUUUCUCCUGGACGCUAAAGCACUGUUUUGAAAAGUGGAGAUUGUUAAGACGUAUAAACAAAGGGGGAAGACAGGAGUUAAAGCCUGGCAGUAAUGACGGAGAAAGGCUGCAAUCCGGUGGCCCGGACGGUACUGCAGCAGUGUUUGCAGGCCAGGCUGCAGGUGAAACCAGCCGAUGAACACUCCGAAGCGCAGUUUGUCCAGAUUGAAAGAGGGAUGGUGAUCUACAUCUGCUUCUUCAAAGGAGCCACAGAUGACGUCCUACCCAAGAUGGUGUCCACGCUGUUGAACCUGCGGCUGAGCGAGUCGGAUUCUGGGAAGAUGGUGUCAGUGUUGGACCUUCCCGGGAGUUUGCUGAUUGUCCCUCAGGCCACGCUGGGAGGAAAGGCCAAAGGCAGAGGCAUGCAGUACCACAACAACAUCAGCAAGGAGGAUGGGCUGCGACUCUACAGCGCAUUCGUUGCUCUGUGUGAGAAGGAGCUGAAUGCUGCUGUAGCUGAGAGCAGCGGACAGCAGAUGAAGAAAGAAUCGAAUAUCUUUGCCACCAAGCAACAGUGA